AGAAAAUAAAUAGCAGUAUGCUACCAAAAGGCAGACAACAACAACAAAAUGGCGUCAAAAAGAAAACCGGAUUCGCAAGUUCCGUCAGAAGAAAGCGAUCAGCUCCUGAUUCGACCACUAGGUGCUGGACAAGAAGUUGGUCGGUCUUGUCACUUGUUGGAAUUCAAGGGAAAGAAAAUUAUGCUCGACUGUGGUAUUCAUCCGGGAUUAAAUGGCUUUGCAUCACUGCCUUUUCUUGACUUUGUAGACCUAGAAGAGAUUGACCUCAUUCUUGUUAGUCACUUUCAUUUGGACCAUUGUGGAGGCCUGCCAUAUUUCCUGGAAAAGACAGGGUUCAAAGGUCGAUGUUUUAUGACUCAUGCUUCAAAAGCUAUUUAUAGAUGGCUUCUCUCAGAUUAUGUUAAAGUCAGUAAUAUAGGAACAGAUGACAUGCUUUAUACAGAUAAAGAUAUAGAAAACAGUAUGGACAAAAUAGAAACUAUCAACUUUCACCAGGAAGUAGAUGUUGGAGGUGUGAAGUUUUGGUGCUACACUGCUGGUCAUGUGUUAGGGGCUGCCAUGUUUAUGAUCGAAAUUGCUGGUGUAAAGGUAUUAUAUACGGGGGAUUUUUCAUGUCAGGAAGACAGACAUUUAUGUUCAGCUGAAAUACCUAAUGUACACCCGGAUGUUGUUAUAACAGAGUCCACAUAUGGUACACAUAUACAUGAAGAUAGAGAAGAUAGAGAGACAAGAUUUACAGGGCUCGUACAUGAUAUAGUUACACGUGGAGGGCGAUGUCUUAUACCAGUGUUUGCUCUUGGAAGAGCUCAGGAACUCCUGCUUAUUCUAGAUGAGUAUUGGACCAAUCAUCCAGAGUUACACGAUGUGCCGAUAUAUUAUGCAUCGUCCCUUGCAAAGAAAUGUAUGAGUGUGUACCAGACCUAUGUGAAUGCCAUGAACGAUAAAAUCAAGAAACAAAUAUCAAUAAGCAACCCGUUUGUAUUCAAACAUAUUUCAAAUCUGAAGAGCAUGGAGCAUUUUGAGGAUAUAGGCCCGUCAGUAGUGCUAGCAUCACCUGGUAUGAUGCAGAGUGGAUUGUCAAGAGAAUUGUUUGAAAACUGGUGUACAGAUAAACGUAAUGGUGUCAUUAUUGCUGGAUAUUGUGUAGAGGGAACACUGGCUAAGACGAUAUUAUCAGAACCAGAAGAGAUCAUGACAAUGGGUGGUCAGAAAUUACCUCUAAAAUGUUCCGUAGAUUAUAUCUCGUUCUCUGCUCAUACCGACUAUAAACAGACUAGUGGAUUUCUACGAACACUCAAACCUCCACAUGUGGUAUUGGUGCACGGUGAACAGAAUGAGAUGGCGAGGUUAAAGGCGGCCUUGUUGAGAGAGUACGAGGAUGAUACAGAAUACCAGAUGCAGGUGCAUAACCCCAGGAAUACAGUUGCUGUAGAACUACACUUCCGAGGCGAGAAAAUGGCAAAGGUUGUUGGAAAAUUGGCAGCUCAGAAACCAAAAGAUGGAGAUCAAAUAUCUGGAAUACUUGUGAAAAGAAACUUUAAUUACCAUAUAAUGGACCCAUCAGAUCUCUCUAAUUACACAGAUUUAGCCAUGAGUACAGUCACACAAAGGUUGAGUAUAAAGUACACAGGUACCCAGGCGUUGUUACAGUACUACCUAAAUCAGCUGGCCGGGGACGUAGAGAGGUUUGAAUCUCAGAAAGAUAGGACAGUGUUACGUGUGUUUAAAACAGUGAAUGUUAUAUUAGAACAUAAACUUGUUAUAAUAGAGUGGUUAUCUAAUCCAGUAACAGAUAUGUACGCCGAUGCUGUGGUGACGGUAGUUCUGAGGGCUGAAACAGAUCCAUUAAGGCAUAAAGUUGUACCACAGGCUAUCAAGGUAGAUAAAAGUCACAUACAGGAAUGUUUACUUGAGAUGUUGACGGACAUGUUUGGCAAGGACUGUAUCGGGAAACUGAUAAAAGGAAACAACAUAUCUGUGACAGUCGAUGAUAAAGUGGCACUGGUCAAUGUGGAAACAAUGGAUGUCAAGUGUGAAGACAGUGAUUUACAUUCAGUGAUACAAACAGCAGUGUCCAAAUUACAUCAAGCCAUCGCACCAGUAAAACCAAUGUCCAGUCUGGUUCCCUCAUCAUCUUCAUCACAGUUACCUACAGCCGGGGUCAAGCCAUAGAAAUU
Molecule: messenger RNA, 2177 nt
Organism: Ruditapes philippinarum (Manila clam)
Lineage: Eukaryota; Metazoa; Mollusca; Bivalvia; Venerida; Veneridae
Product: cleavage and polyadenylation specificity factor subunit 3-like
Exons: 16
Coding region: 49-2172 (707 amino acids)
Biological process (GO): mRNA 3'-end processing by stem-loop binding and cleavage
Cellular component (GO): mRNA cleavage and polyadenylation specificity factor complex
Molecular function (GO): 5'-3' exonuclease activity; RNA endonuclease activity; RNA binding
Source: RefSeq, a predicted model, not a curated record